AUGGCGUCGCAAGCCCUACCGCAAAAUCCGCCCCGCGAAUCGCGUGCGACGAUCGUGCACGACAGCGCGUCGCACAAGUUUAUGUCGAGCGACGGGCAGGCCUUCGCCGAAUACGACCUUCUCUCGCCUCCCCAGGCUGCCGCGUCGUCGGAAGCUUCCAUAUCAACGAGCGCGACGAGCGCCGGGAAGAGCGGCGGCGUGACGAACGGCGUGAAACGCGGCGUGAUGGACAUCACGCACACGUACGUCCCGCCGAGUCGACGCGGCGAGGGCCUCGCCGCUCGCCUGUGCGAAGCCGCGUGCGAGUACGCCAAGGAGAACGGGCUCUACGUGCGACCCACGUGCUCUUAUGUUGAGACAUUUAUGAAGCGGCAUCCUUCCUGCCGUGACCUUCUUGAACCCGGCACUCUGCGGCCAACACUCUGA
Closterium sp. Naga37s-1 is the source of this 426-nucleotide messenger RNA. The record is from the annotation of a GenBank genome assembly. NCBI's taxonomy places the organism in Eukaryota, Viridiplantae, Streptophyta, Zygnematophyceae, Desmidiales, Closteriaceae.